CUAUUUUGAUAUGUAGAUGCAGUGGAGUCUGGUCAGCUUUUUGCAGCAUCAGCAACCUUUGAGACUGCAAAAGAGAAACGAAGUGAGGACAUGGAUACAGACCGGCCUGGCGGCGACGAAAGAUCCAAUGAAAGUUUAUCAGAUGACACGGACAGUGAGUCAUCAGCUCCAGGUGGUUUCCAUCAUGGUAAUAUGGCAGGAGGAGCGUUUUCUGUAGAACAUGAGCGCCCAUCUCUAGAGUCUGGGUCACAAAGCAUCACCUCCAUGUAUCCAACCGGUGAAGACGCCUUGGCCUGGAAUGACUGUCUCCAGGACUUCUUCAAGACUGAUGAGAACACGACAAGGAUAAUCCAGGAGAGCUGGCCAAGUAACCUACUAGUCAAGCACCUCAUCAGGGACAGGUUUUUCCACUCCUACCUAUGUGAAUACUGGAAACACUAUAAAUGCUUUCCCGACACUCUAGCAGCUUUUGUAGAAUUUGUUACCAAAGUAUGUGCAAAACACUUCUGCUUAGCAAAACUCAAAAUUAGUGAUUUUGAGUCUAUCUAUGAAAGUCACUGCCUCGUGUUGGGAAAGGCAGCUUACGAGAAUGAAACAAAAUAUCAGCAACAUCUUGUUCAUCACAAUCAACUAGAAUGGGAUGAUAUUCGGCGAUCUAGUUUUGGACUUUUACAGUCAGUAUCUACGGGCAGCGUUAGCAGUGGUUCUUUCCAGUUUGUGCAUGACUACAUACGGCAAUUUCUUAUUGCAAUGUGGAUAGCACACAUUUUUAAAACUAAGGCUGACCAUGAGAAACAGUUCAGGGAUUUCGUUAAAAAAUCACACAGUCUUCAACUCAGCUGCUACUGUGUAGCCCACCUACUUGGCCAGUCCGACAGCCAUACGAACCUGCUGAUGCAAUAUGUAGACUUACUAAUUAAGGCAGACACUGAACAAGGGGAAUUUGACCACUUAUUGUACGCCGUUACUAUAGCUGCGGAGUCAAAACAAUUUGACAUACUUACACCCAAAGUGAAAUGCUUUUUCCCAGAGAAAACCCUUGAUUUAUCUUCUUCCCCAGAAAUUUCCUUCCAUGGACUCCACAGCCUGAAAAAUGUCAUAUCCAAGAAAUCAAUUAUUACCAAGAUACAGCUCCCAAACAACAUAAAAAGUGAAGACUUGCAAAAUAUGUACCCAUUCUGCAGACGCGGAAGUCCCCAAAGUAUCAGUCAUAACCAUCAAAUCCGUUGUUUAAGUUAUCUGCUUUUAUUCCCGACUGACACAACAGAUGUCGAUACACUAAACUUUAAGAGAACUGACAGUGUCUUACAAGUUAAACAUAUUCAGAAGUACCUUUUGUGUAGCCCCUCGCUGCAAGCACUAAGCAUUAAAAAGGAAGGAAUCAAUUCGAAGGCGUUUAUAGAAAUUGCCCAAUAUUUUCUAUUUACCCCAUCCCUCACCUCAUUAGCAGUCCGAUGCAAUAGGAUAUGGACACAAGAAAUGAAAACAAACGCAAGAAGAUGCCUUGCAUCAUGUAGGAACUUAAAGAUUGUGAAACUUCCUUAUUUCCUUGUGGUAGAAAUGCCUUUCCAGCAUUGCCUGGAGGAGAUAGAUCUCAGUCACAAUUACCUUGGUCGUGAGGAAGUGCCAGGUUUGGCAGAAAGUCUCGGAUUUUUUCAGGACCUGAAGAGGCUGGACCUGAGUUAUAAUAACUUGACUGGUAGCGGAGACUUCUUACCGGCGUUACCCAAGUUGAGGGUAAUAAACCUUAGCCAUAAUUCCCUCCGUGACAAGUCAGUUUCUAAUUUGGCUGAUGGUUUUCGUUCAUGUCAGAACUUAAAGAAAAUAAACCUUAGCCAUAACAAGUUCUCUAAAAGGGGUCAUCUCUUGAAAUCCCUCCCCAACCUAGAGGAGAUAGAUCUAAGUCACAACGCCUUACGUGGUGAGGCAGUACCUGGCAUUACUGAAGGUCUUGGCUCGUGUCGGAACCUUAUGAAGGUAAACCUUAGUCACAACGGGUUUCCUAUCAAUGAAGGCUUCUUACCCUCUCUCCCAAAAUUGGAAGAGAUAGAUCUCAGUCACAAUGAUAUCAUCGAUGUGGAAGUGUCUCGUAUUGCUAAAGGUCUUGAUUUAUGCGAGAAUUUGAAGACAGUCAAUCUCACUAAUAACAAGAUCUCCAAUAAGGGAGCAUUGCUCUUGUUGCUACUAGAGCGAUGUAAACAGUUACAAGUGGAUAUAUCGGGAAACAACAUAAGUGAUGACAUUGUGUCUCUCCUUGAAAAAAGAACAGACGCCAGCCAGGUUGUAAAAUUGCAUUUAUCGGCAGAGAACACUGAGGCGGGUGUUGUUCCUCUAUCUGUUGCUACUGUCACACUCUUGCAAGAGUUCCUCCCACAGAUGUCGAAAUUAGAGGAGAUAGAUCUCAGUGGUGGCAGCAUUGUUGAUGCAGCAUCGCCCUGUCUUGCUGAAGGUCUCGCUUCGUGUCAAAACCUGAAGAAGUUGAACCUUAGUCAUAACGAAUUGUCUUGCAGGGGAGACUUUUUACCUUCUCUUCCCAACUUGGAAGAGAUAGAUCUAAGUCAUAAUACCAUCAAUGAUGAAGCUGUUCCUGGUCUUGCUAAAGGUCUUGGUUUAUGUCCAAAAUUGAACAAAGUCGAUCUUUCGUUUAACAGAUUAUUGAAUAAGGGAGCUUUGCUAUUACUGUUACAACAAACAUCUACCCAGUUGCUGAAGAUAGAGAUUGCAGGAAAUGAUGUAAGUGAGAAGUUAAGACAUCUGUUGUUGAACAGACCCCGGAGCAGAACAGAGGUUAAAAAAUUUGACCUCAUGCAUACAGGUAUUUUAGACAAUGUCACCACAUUUUCUGUUACUGAAGCCCUCAUUUUACUACAGUUCCUCUCACAGCUUACCAACAUGGAGGAGUUAGCACUUUGUGUCAGCUAUCAGGAGGAUAGAGGGUAUGAACAUAUCAGCCAACUGAAUGAAGAUCCACAUCCAUUAAAGAAGCUUAGACUUAGCCUAAGGGGCUGGUCAGUAGGUACCGCGAUGCUCUUAACGAAGAUGUUUCAACAGUUUUCUUUGUUAGAAGAAGUAGAUCUCAGUGGCAGUGACAUUGGGGAUGUGGCAGUGCAUGGUCUCACUGAAGCUCUUACCUCAUGUCAAAACUUGAGAAAGGUUGAUCUUAGUCAUAACAGGCUAGUUGAUGUUGGGGCACUGAUUGAAUCAUUCUCCAAGCUUGCCAAACUGUCCAAUGUAUAUAUUGAUACAAAUGCCAUCGAUGACAACACCCUCCCCAUUAUAGCCGCGUGGUUAAAUCAUACCAUUGCCAUGAAGGAAAUCAAGCUUCAUUAUAAUAAGUUCAGUGCUGAAGGGGUUAGGGAUUUUGUGGAAAUUAUCAAAGGUCGAGCUCAACGGCUUUUAUCUGAUGAACUCCUGUAUGACGGCACUCAAGGUGUGGAAUCAGACGGGGAGAAUGUAUGGUGGGGAGAACAACAGUUGGAGAAGUUGAGGAGGGAGAGGGGGUUGAUUGUUGUGAAAGUCGGGCAGCUGACUGUUCGGAUUUCUCACGAAGGUAACCGAUCGUAACCUUAUACCAUGUCUUCCAUCCCCCAGUAUAACCAUUUGACCUAUACGGAGUUGUGUAUCGGUGGGUAUCUCUCCAUAUGCGCGUCUAGUCUUGCAUAAAAUGCGUUGCGUCUCGUGGCACCGUCACAACGUGAUGAUGUGCUACCAUGUAGCACUGAUAGAACAAAAUACUAACUUGAGCGCAGUGUCACAUGCAUUGUCUUUUUCUUAAAGCAAAUGGAGAAGGUGAUAGUUCAAAGAGCAGUUAUGAUAAGAGUUUUCAAAAAAUUGAAAUCAAAAUUUCAUUUUGGCGGAAAAAUUGGAAAGAGGGGAUGUCAUCUCAUUUUGUUUUUUCAACAUAGGAUUCUUGAAUCUCCUUAUGGUGAAAAAAAUGAACCCUACUCUGUCCUUGUUUUCAUCCGAGGUUGAACCCUUUUUGCUGAGUUUUAUACCAUUGCUAUCACAUGCCAAUGUAGUUAACCUGUUUUUCAAAGAGAAUGUACCUACCAUUAAAAAACAUGAGAGGAAUAACACCCUUAUUAAUCACUUUAUCUAUAUAGUGGAGAAAGAUAAUUUGAAUUCCUAUAAUUUAAAACGAAAACUCGUUCAUGUUCGGAAGAUAAGAAUGGCUUCUGUCCUAUCGGCAUGUCAGCGGUAUGGCAUGAUUUGUUUAUGUCCAUAUCUCCCAACGCUGAAGAUAUAUUUGUCAUUGAGAAUGUUUCAUCCGAGAAAGGCCACUCCAUUUCUUCCCCUAUACCGAAAUAUAUAUCCACUGUUAUGCAACUCGUAGAACCAAUAUGUUACUCACCACGUAAGACACAGAAAUGGAACGUGCCCUGUACAUUUAUCAAUGGAAUAGCCUGUAUACACGACAUACCUGCAUCUUAUGUGCCUCUGUAAAUUUUAUAAAUGCAAGCUAUGCCAGUUCAACAGACUGAACAAAUAGCACAGUCACAUAAAACUUGUAAGAAAGCGAAUGUUGUAAGUACUUACUAGUACAUACCCCUUGCAAAUAUGUAAAUCCAAUGAAUAUGUAAAACUUGUAAAUAUGUAAAUCAUGUACAAAAUGUAACUAUGUAAAAACUUGUAAAAAUGUAAAACCUGCAAAUAUGUAAACCCUGUUUGUGUUUGUGUUAGGCACUCUAAUAAGGACCUUGUAUAUUACAGCCUUUUCGAAACUAAACCUUCAAACCUGCCCAUAAGCAAGAGUAUGUUUACUCAAUUUUACAUAACUGAAGGUAUACAUAUUGUCAUUAUUUUAUUCGAUUUAUUUAACGAUAUUCGAAAGUUAGUUAUUCGUCAAAAUUUACUCGUCCUUUUACGAUAUCAAAGUUGGGAUGAGUCAGAGAUGCUUCUACUGUGACGUGAUUAUAGCAUGCGUCUGAUGCAUGAUGUAAGUCAAAGUUAGUCAAACUGAAUACCUUUGUGUGAUGUAAAAUGCUCUAAUUCAUAUUCAUCUCGUGAUAAAUAUUAUUUCUAUCAUCUUUAAGUUCUUUUCAAUGAUACUUCUGAUCUGACCACUGAAUUGCCCAUAAUUCCAUAUCAGUUACAACUAUAUAGUUACAAGAUAGUAGAUAAUAUGUAGCACGCAAAGGUUGUAAGUUGCAUUUUGUGUUGUCUUAUUCAUAAACGUUGAAAUAAAUAGAUAUCGAUUUCAAAUGUGAUAUUCUUAGCUUUGGUCCACAGGUUUUAUACAACUGAUGAUGAGAUUUCUUUUCAAUUAUAUAUCGAUU
Branchiostoma floridae (Florida lancelet) is the source of this 5276-nucleotide messenger RNA. Its product is annotated as protein NLRC5-like. Gene Ontology annotation, molecular function: protein binding. The transcript has 3 exons. The record is from RefSeq and is a predicted model, not a curated record. Lineage: Eukaryota; Metazoa; Chordata; Leptocardii; Amphioxiformes; Branchiostomatidae. The coding region runs from base 91 to 3564 and encodes 1157 amino acids.